This is a messenger RNA of Panicum virgatum (switchgrass), 3573 nucleotides long. Its product is annotated as putative disease resistance protein RGA3. NCBI's taxonomy places the organism in Eukaryota, Viridiplantae, Streptophyta, Magnoliopsida, Poales, Poaceae. Gene Ontology annotation, molecular function: ADP binding. The transcript is spliced from 5 exons. The record is from RefSeq and is a predicted model, not a curated record. The coding region runs from base 104 to 2695 and encodes 863 amino acids. Gene Ontology annotation, biological process: defense response to other organism.
GUCUCCUUGCUUUCCACUGCUAAUCGCAUUCUCGAGAGCACAUAGCCCAAGACCCGAGGUGCCACGCCUGCAGCAAAUAGAGGAGGUACGGUACAGUCAAGCCAUGGCCGCCGUCCUGGAUGCCAUGGUACCUUAUGUGAAGAAUCUGAUUGCGGGCAUGGUAGAAGAAGAGGUGAACAUGUUGUUGGGCGUAUCCGGCGAGAUCACUAAGCUAGAGGACAACACGGAUAGCAUCAAAGCCUUCCUGGUGGAUGCUGAGAGGAGGCGCAUCACCGAGCAGAGCGUCCAAAGAUGGGUGAACAAGCUCAAGGAUGCCGUGUACGAUGCCACCGACAUCCUAGACCUGUGCCAACUCAAGGCUGACAAGAGGAGGGAGUCUGAAGAUGGCUGCAUGGAUGAGAAGGCUCCUAGUUGCUGCCAGUCAUUGCUCUUCUGCCUGCGGAAUCCUGUGUUCGCGCACAAGAUUGGCAGCCGCAUCAAAGAGCUGAACCAGCGGCUGGAAGACAUCCGCAAGGGGGCUAAUCAGUUCAACUUUAGUAUCAACUUCGGUUCUUAUCAAGACAGGCAGAUGACCAGCCAAACUGAACACUCCAGCCGCAAGGCAAUGUCAGAGCUUGACGAGUCAGCCAUUGUUGGGAAGAAUGUCGAGAAUGACAUGAAGUUGCUUAUCCAAGAGCUAAUGAUGGAUGACAACAACAACAACAUCAAGGUCGUUUCCAUAUCUGGCAUGGGUGGCAUCGGAAAGACCACCCUUGCCCAGAAGAUCUUCAAAGAGACAACCAUCCAAGAGCACUUCAAAACUAAGAUAUGGCUGAGCAUCGGCAAGCACUUUGAUGAUGCGGAGCUACUGAGGUCCGCAAUCAAACAUGCUGGCAGAGAUCAUGGUGAGGAGCGAGACAUGUCCCUCCUUGCACGGACCCUCACUGACGCCUUGUCGGCGAGCAAGUUCCUGGUGGUGAUGGAUGACAUUUGGAGUGACAAGGCAUGGAGUAAUGUACUUUGUGUUCCAAUCAGAAACGCCAGCGGGAAUAAACCGGGGAGCAGGGUCCUUGUCACUACAAGAUUAAAAGACUUAGCUUCAAAGAUGGGAGAAUCCUUCCACCAACACCAUGUCAGCCCAUUAGACAAGGAGGAUGCCUGGUCCCUGCUCAAGAAACAAUUGACACCUAAUCAGGUAGUUGGAAUUGAGCAGCUGAAAAAUAUCGGGAUGGAUAUUCUUGAAAAGUGUGAUGGCUUACCCCUUGCAAUUAAAGUGAUCGGAGGCCUGUUAAGCACGAGGUACCCAAGCGAGCUUGAGUGGAAGGCUGUUUUGGAGAGUCCUGCAUGGUCAGUUGGCGGACUGCCUGAGCAACUGGACAACCGGCUCUAUUUGAGCUACGAGGAUUUAUCUCCUCAGCUGAAGCAGUGCUUUCUAUACUGCUCACUCUUCCCUAAAGGUAUAGAAAUUAUACAGAAUGUAGUUACUAGAAUGUGGAUCAGUGAAGGAUUUAUUCAAGCUAUGGGUGCGAGUAGCAGUUUUCACGAGGGGUAUGGUGGGUUAGAAGACAUAGCAAAUCAGUACUACCGAGAGCUAAUCAAUAGGAAUCUUAUAGAACCUACAGCAGAACAUUCUAUCACACGAUACAGGUGCACCAUGCAUGACGUGGUCCGCUCCUUUGCUGAACACAUGACAAGAGACGAAUCUCUGGUGGUGGUUGAUGACAAGCAAGCUUCUACUACUCUUCGUGGUGGUAGCAGCAGCAUGCUUGUCCGCCGCCUCUCACUAGGACGAAUCUCAGCAGACUGGGCUGUUUUGCAAAGGCAAAAGUCACUUAGGACAUUGAUUAUAUAUUGUAGAGUAAACUUGAAGUCUGGUGAUUCGCUGGGAAGUUUCUCUAGUCUGCGGGUACUGUACAUCUGGUCUGCAAAUAGUUUGGAUAGGUUGGUUGACUCUCUGUCGAAGCUGAAGCACCUAAGGUACCUUCACUUAGAGAAUACGGAUGUGUCUAGACUACCAGAGGACAUCCACAAGAUGAAGUUUCUACUGCACAUUGACCUUCUCAAUUGUAAGAAGUUGGGCCAUCUACCUAGCAGCAUCACAAAACUUGUCCAUUUAACAAGUCUAGUGCUAAAUGGCACGACCAUCAGUGCCGUGCCCAAGGGGUUUGGUGGCUUAUCAAAUCUGAGGUCACUUGUUGGGUUCCCGGUACACGUCGACGACAUGGAUGCUGGCAGCAGCAGCAGCAAUAGCUGGUGCAGUUUGCAAGAGCUAGCACCUCUUUCUCAGCUUAGGGAUCUCACACUAGAUGGCCUUGAGAAGGUGCCUGCCUGCUGGAUGGCUGAGAAGGCCAUGAUUAGCAGCAAGGCCCACCUCAACUAUCUAGAGCUGAACUAUAAUAGUCAUAGUGCAAGCAAGCAUAUGACGGCAGAGCCACGUGGUGAUCAGGAAGAGGACAACGAGAAGCAGCAGCAGCAGCAGGAGGAGGUCUUGGAAAAGCUCUGCCCUCCGACCUGCAUUGAGAAUCUACGUGUGAUAGGGGGGUACGUUGGAUGCCAUCUGCCCAACUGGAUGUGCGCACCAGCAUCGGCGGAGUUUAAAAGCCUGAGGUAUUCGGAGCUGGAGGACCUGCCUUGCUGCACACAUCUCCCAGACGGAUUGCGUUGCCUCCCAAGUUUGGAAUUGCUUGACGUCACAAAUGCACCACGAUGGUUGUGAGGAGGAGCAGGGGGAUGCGAAAGCCGUCAUAGCCAUGCCUUAUCUGGAGAGACUCUACAUAGAAAACUGCAAGCUGAGGUGUCUUCCACCGGGGCUCGCCAACAACAAGAGGCAUGCUCUGAGGGAACUGUACCUGUACGGAAUCACCAACCUGGCAUCCGUGGAGAACUUUACUUCUGUUGUGAAACUCGACGUGUUCGACUGCCCCAAGCUCAAGAGGAUCAACGACCUCUUCAUGUUGCACAAGAUCAGGGUCGUCCGCUGCCCGAACGUGGAGGUGCUGGAAGGUGUACCAGCACUCGAUAGCCUUGUGCUGCAGGAUGCCACCAUGGAAGCUCUUCCAGGAUACCUGCCAGGUGUGAACCCAAGAUACCUCAAGCUCCGUUGCAGCAAGAAGCUGUGGGAAUCCUUGUCAUCGCCAGGUACCUCUGCCGAGUGGAACAAGAUCAGCCAUAUCAGGAAAGGCGAUAUCCACUACAUCCAAGGUUGAGAUGCAUUCCUUCAGGGAGGAAAGCUGUGGCCCCACCGGACAUCAUAUUCUGUGGUGCUGAAACAGAGUCGUGCUGAUGUGGUCUGCGCUCAGGCAUAUGCACGGUUGGAUCAAAAAAUUUCCAUGCAUUCCUUCAGCGAGGAGGAAAACUUCCGGAACCACACCAAGACACACACCCGGGCAUUGUAUUGUUCAGUGAAACAGAGUCCUGCUUCAGAUAGUCUUUUACUAAUUUUUAUAUUUUCCGGAUAUUGUUAUUAUAAUUCUUUUUCCAAAUGGUUCAAACCGCCAUGUUUUCUACAUCAGUCAUAUUUUGUGAAACACCUUUUGGAACAUGAAUUUAGGAGAAAAAUACAAUAUCUUAUUAUGAACAUACAUCUUUAUAUUA